This is a messenger RNA of Aspergillus chevalieri, 828 nucleotides long. RefSeq lists its product as uncharacterized. The transcript has 2 exons. NCBI's taxonomy places the organism in Eukaryota, Fungi, Ascomycota, Eurotiomycetes, Eurotiales, Aspergillaceae. The record is from RefSeq and is a predicted model, not a curated record. The coding region runs from base 1 to 828 and encodes 275 amino acids.
AUGGCUUAUAACGGCACCGCCAAAGAGACUGAGCCGAACACUUGGCUGCACUUGAACGGCACUGCAGACCAGAUCCUCGACCGCUACUGCGUCAGUGAGCUAGUCCGAGGCUGGCCAUUAUACGUGGAUUACUCGGAAUGGAAGAACUACCGCGCCUGCUUCGCAGACGACGCUUGGGUGCUUACCUUGUGCAGUGGCGGCUCCCAGCCCAUUGACAACUUUGUCAAGAACUCCCAGACAGGCCGCAAGAAUGGAGUCUUCAUGGCUCACCGCGAACUCGGCACCCUUGUCGACCUCAACCCCAGCACCAACCGCGCCGUUGGCAAGAUGAAAGUUACCAUCACCCAGCGCUUCAUCGACCCUUCCACGAAGAUCGAGUACGAUGUCGACUGCGACGCGCGCUUCAUCAUGUACUGCCUGAAGACCCCUGCCCCCGCAAAUACUGGAAGUCCCGUCCCAGGCACUGGACUAGGCCCGCGUGCGAAUUCAGGUGGAUGGAAGAUCCAGUACGUAAAGCUUAUCUAUGAGAAGGAUAAGGUUGUUUCUGUGGAUGGGAAGACUGUGCCUACGUUUCCCAAGGAGGAGCUGGACCAAUAUCCGUAUGCGCAUCGGUAUUUGGCGGCUGCGCGGGCCAGACAAGGGGAACAUCCUAGGAAAGACAUGCCGACGUUGAUUGAGACUGAGCAGUUUUGGAACAUGUAUCAUGCUAUCGACGAGUGGUUGAAUGGGCAGGAUGUGAAGAAGACAUUGGGAAUUCGAGUGGAUGUCUACAAGUAUGGAGCACUUACAGGUACUCGUGACUGCGAUAGGUACUUGAAUCUAGCCUAG